Molecule: messenger RNA, 2597 nt
Organism: Trematomus bernacchii (emerald rockcod)
Lineage: Eukaryota; Metazoa; Chordata; Actinopteri; Perciformes; Nototheniidae
Product: globoside alpha-1,3-N-acetylgalactosaminyltransferase 1-like
Exons: 4
Coding region: 152-1174 (340 amino acids)
Biological process (GO): carbohydrate metabolic process
Cellular component (GO): vesicle; Golgi apparatus; membrane
Molecular function (GO): hexosyltransferase activity
Source: RefSeq, a predicted model, not a curated record
UUGGUUUUUCUCCAAAACAGAAUACUGCAAAAGCCUGAGGAAGAAAGUGAGGAGGGGGGCGAUAAAGACGAUAUGUGAACAAAAGGGAGUGGAAAAUAUUAUUAAAACAACAACGUCAAGAGUUAGAAAGAGGGAGCAAGCAGGUCACAAUAUGGCGCUGUUCCCAUUCUGCAAGACGCCUGCAGGGUCAGUUAGAGUGAGCAGGAUACAAUUGGUCCUGUACUGUUUUCUCCUGUCUCUUAUCAUAUACCUCCUCUAUGGACGUAAAGCCGGUGUCGGUGUGAAGUCACCUCAUCCUAUAUUUCAUGCAUUGGGAAUGGACAGGGGAAAAGUAAUGACAGAUAUGAAUGUCAUCAAGGCAGCAGAGCCACAAACUCCUCUGGAGACACCAUGGGGUGAUCCUAUAGUGUGGGGAGACAAUCGAAAGUCAGCUAAGCGCAGGGCUAAAUUUGCACAUCAGGGAAUCCGUACAGGUCUUCUUGCCCUUGUGGUGGGAACGUACGCUCGGUUCGUGCAUCGUUUCCUCUCUUCGGCUGAGACCCACUUCCUCCCCGGUCAGAUGGUCACCUACUACAUUCUCACGGACAAUCCCAACUCUCUGGACCCCCCUAUCCGGUUGGGACCUAACCGAGAGCUGAAGGUGGUUCCUAUCGCAGAGCUGCCUGGAUGGGACAGGUUGGCCCGUCGUCGCAUGGCCCUUUUGGUUGAAGCCAUCAGGAACCCUAUCGGCAGAGAGGUUGAUUACAUCUUCUGUGCUGACAUCGAUCAGGAGUUCAUGGCCCCUGUGGGAGAGGAAAUCCUCGGAGACCUGGUGGCUACUUUGCACCCAGAGCUCUAUGGGAUGCCACGAAACGCGUUUCCAUACGAAACUGAAGAGGUGUCGUCUGCUUGCGUGGACGACGAUGAAGGAGACUACUACUACACCUCUGAGUUGUAUGGAGGUUUGGUUUCUGAGAUACACAAACUGGCCCGAGCCUGUUCUUUGCUCAUUCUGCAGGAUCACGCUAAUGGGGUAACGGCCAAGGGCCUCGAGGAGAGCUACCUGAACAGAUACCUGAUCGACCACAGGCCCACAUGUGUGCUGUCCCCAGAGUACAGCUGGUGGGACUCAGGCCUGGCUCCUGAAGUGCCUGUACAGAGGAUAGUGUCUCUAGGAAGGCAACGAGAGACUUAAGAAAACCAGAUAAGUGAAUCAAGGGUUCUGUUGGCUGAACCCAUUGAAACAUGGAUGUAGAUCUCAUUUCCACACGAAGUCUACGUUUAAAAAUGUAGUGAUAUGAUAUAAAGAGAAAGCACAUAUUCUAAUAAUCUUUAUUCAAUUCAUUAUUCAUAAUUUCCAUUUCUUGUUCUGCCCUGUUAACCAAUAAAUAUACCCUGCAAUCACACAGUAGCAAACUCCAAAAUCUGCUCUGACUUAAAGACCCAUUAUUGUGAACAUUGUCUCCGUGUGCUAUCUCUUCCACAGCCGACAAAAAAUAAAUGGACCUGUCUCUUUAAAUGAAGCUCUGUGCUCUCCAUUAAUGUCAGCCUCGGAGAUGCUGCUCCAGUGGCUUUGUGGUCAGCAGCGAUAAGAGUCAACAGUGUAAGUGCACACUUUCUCCGCAUUGGCCAAUCAUUAACUGGAAGAGCUGCUGUUUCAAGGUCUUAAAAUACCAGGUGGGGGAAAUAUGGAUAAAGCGGGAUGCUGUUUUUCUUUAAACUUUGACUAAAACUAUAAAACUUUGGAAAUUGGUGAAACUUUUCCAUUAGAAACUGUACCGUUACCUAUUAUGUGUUAUAGUAAAAGGUAUAAUCAAAUGACCUGCAUUGGCUGGCACAGUAUGUUUUUCGUGAGGCUGCCUAUCUAUCUCCCCCACAUACACAAACUUACUUCCACGUUCACACUCCACUUUCUCUCUCUUGUGUGCUGUGUUUUAAUGGCAGGGUUAAACAGCAGCAGAUGGCUUUUUCUCACUGCCAACAGAAUCUGUCCUCAGAGCCAGAUCGCCACGUUGAGUGAAGUUGGAGGUAAACUAUAGAUAAUCCUUUUAAAGUUGCAGAAACAUUUUCAGUUAUUGCACGAUUAUCAACAUUUCCAAUGCUUUCCACACAGAUGUGUAAUGUGGACUCAUAUUCAUCUCAAUUCAGAUAUUUAACACUUUAAACUAAGUUUGCCUGUAGCUUUCUGUCAAAUAUAACUACAUUUCACAACAACAUUCCCAUUUAACACAAUAUGGUGCGAAGAUGCUCCUAAUAUCUAUAUCAAUAUGUCAAUUAAUAUAGUUUGUUUUCGUUAUUAUAUAUAAAGGCUCUUUUUUUAUGUAGGCUACCUGAUCCAUGCUGACUACCCCUUUUCAGGCCAUCGAGCAAAGCAGUUUAAAUAAUUAUUGUGUUAAUCCCUGUCAUGUGAUUUACUGGUGGCCAUGAGCCUAUAUUGAGAGCAGCAUAUCCUAAGGCAAAGAAAAGGGAAUAAUAGAAAUCCCAUAAAAGCCCACACAGCUUCUAUGAUUAGUGAUGAUGUCUUAAAGAUUACAUGUAUAAAUGUCACUUGUGCAGAUUAAAGGUGGAGUUGGUAAUUCACUUCAGAAACACUUUUUGUUAUAUUCCAUGGAAUGCUC